AUGGCCACAGCUACCCUCGCGGCUACAGAUCUCCGCGCUGAACUGAAGGAAUGGGAGCGCGCUUUUUCGGCUGCUAAUGGGGGGAGGAAGGCCGGACGGCAUGAUAUUAAGAACAAUCCUGAUAUUGCCGCCAAAUACAAAGCCUACGGCCGCAUGAAAGCCCUCGAAUCCGCAGCCGACAAAGACACGCACCACGACCAGAACGAAAGCACACUAGAAGAACGACCCAAGAAACGAAAACAUACCUCCCCAACCGGUCCUGGACACGAACAAUCCGACGCCGCUACGCCCCGGAAAUCAAAUAAAGGAAUCUUCGCGACCCCCUCACGACCACGAACAAACCAUCCCGCCGAUAUAGAUCCCUACGACUCUCCUUCAGUAUUGCGCCGAUUAUUCAGUCCCAGUACGCAUCAGCAAUCUACACCGCUCAAAGCUGCCGUUGGACCUACGCCGCAGCGCGAUGGGAAGGCAUUGGGUUUGUUUGAUCUCCUAUCCGAGUCUGGGGGUAGUACCGCGACACCGUCUGCGGCUCGGAUUGCUAGUCUGGAGGGAGCAGCAGUCCAGACACCAUCGAGACGAAACCGCAUGGAAACAAUCGCCGAAGAGGACGAGGAAGAAGAAGAAGAAGAAGAAGAGAACCCCCGCGGCGGACGAACGCCCGUAUCAUCAGGGAAAAAGCUCUAUCUGGAGAAUCUGUUCGCGACACCCACGACGAUGAAAUACGCCGCGAUGGUAGAAGACGAGGAAGAUCGCAGACCAACCGGCGCCAAUGUCCAAGCUGCAGCGGCUGCAGCAUCAGCGAACAGGAGAGUAGCUGGUCCGGGCGAAACACCAUCAUUCCUACGACGCUCGAAUGCGGGACGGUCGUUUAAUGUGAUGGAUCCGUCGACUGGUGGGUUGAGCCCGAUUGCUGCGCGCAAACCACCGCAGUUCGUUGGGAAGGGUCUUUCGGCACUCGUGCAGGGACUGCGGGAUAUGGAGGAGGAGCGGAUGGAAGAUGACAUGGAUGUAUUGCGGGAGCUUGAAGCGGAGCAAGAUGCCAUGGAUAAUCCCGAGGUCGACGUGCAAGGUAGCCAGGCAGGCGGCGCUGGUCGAAAACCAUACAAGAAGAAGGGUCAGAAGAGGACUACUCGCCGUGUACGCAUGAAGCCGGUUGUUGUCCCGAAGGCACGGACGAAGUUGGCGGAACUAUCUGGUGACGAGGAGGAUGAACAAGCCGCGAUUCCGGAGACUCAAUUCCAACAAACCGAAAACCACUUCUCUGAAGAUGACGAUGCCGACGACGCCUCCCUACACAGCAUCUCCGAGCGCGAAUUAGAAGACUCGGACUCAGACCCCGACUUCGACGAACCCGUCACGAAGACCAAGAGCUUCGCCGAAAAGAUGAAAGAAGCUAUCUCCGCAGACUCCAAGAACAACCCACAAGAGUCGUCUCAAUCAUCCGAAAAGGCAAAAGAAAAGGCAGAGCAAAAGGAGAAGGAAAAGAAAGACAAGGAGAAGGAAGAGAGUGCUAAGCCUCGCCCGCGCAAGGUUAACCCUGAAGCGCAUGCGAAUUACCGCUCUCUUAAUAUUAGGAAUAAGAAUACUAAAGGACGGGGCGCUGGACGCUUCAGGAGGAGAUAG
This is a messenger RNA of Aspergillus glaucus CBS 516.65, 1623 nucleotides long. RefSeq names its product protein sld2 (gene sld2). Gene Ontology annotation, cellular component: DNA replication preinitiation complex. Gene Ontology annotation, biological process: DNA replication initiation; double-strand break repair via break-induced replication; DNA replication. The record is from RefSeq and is a predicted model, not a curated record. NCBI's taxonomy places the organism in Eukaryota, Fungi, Ascomycota, Eurotiomycetes, Eurotiales, Aspergillaceae. The transcript has 2 exons. Bases 1 to 1623 code for a protein of 540 amino acids. Gene Ontology annotation, molecular function: DNA replication origin binding; single-stranded DNA binding.